Naegleria lovaniensis is the source of this 1614-nucleotide messenger RNA. RefSeq lists its product as uncharacterized. Gene Ontology annotation, molecular function: amino acid transmembrane transporter activity. NCBI's taxonomy places the organism in Eukaryota, Heterolobosea, Eutetramitea, Acrasida, Naegleriidae. The transcript is spliced from 8 exons. The record is from RefSeq and is a predicted model, not a curated record. Gene Ontology annotation, biological process: amino acid transmembrane transport. Bases 1 to 1614 code for a protein of 537 amino acids. Gene Ontology annotation, cellular component: vacuolar membrane.
AUGUCAUCACUAGAUCCCUCUUUUCAUUCAACAUUCAAUGGCUCUUCAUCCUAUCACGACGAUGGUGGCAUGGAUUUGAGAUUUAAUUCAUUCCGAGGAACUGCUGAAGAUGGCUAUUUAGUAAACGGAUUGAAUAACCGAGAAUAUUAUGAUGGUGAAAGUGGACAUAAUGCAACCGAAGAAGGAGCAUCUCUGUUGAUGGAAAGUGGUUCAAUAAAUCAUCAUCAUAACGAUGAAAACAACGGAGGAGAUAAAGUGAACGAACAUGAAGUGCAUAUUAAAAAGCAAUUACCUUCCAAGACAAAUGCAGUAUCUGCUUUUUUGAAUAUUACAAAAACAUUUGCUGAUGUCGAAGAUAUUCAAUCUCAGGAAGAAUAUAAGGAAAAUUCAGAGUAUUGGAAAAUUAGACCGAUUCGAAUUCCAAUUUCAAAGAAAAAAAAUGUAAAUGAAGAAACAGGUGAAACAGUCAUUGAACCUGUUUAUCCCAAACGACAUCCGCCUCCACGAAUUGAAAAUCCUGAAACUGGAGAAAUUGUGACAACAAUAUCAAAGGCCAUGGAUCCUAAUGAUUACAUUUAUGAAGAGGAUCGGAUUAUUACCUAUGCUGACAUUGGAUAUGAAGCAAUGGGAAAUGUUGGAAGUAUAGUCGUACACUUCUUAAUGAUGUCGUGUAAUAUUGGUGUUGCUACUAUUUAUUUGGUAUUGAUGGCCUCAUGUUUAAACGGAAUGGUACCUCAAAUUUCUCUCAGAAUUUGGAUGUUGUUUUUCAUACCAUUAUUUGUAAUAUUGUCAUGGAUCCGAUCGUACAAAUAUUUAGCUCCAUUGACCCUUAUAGGAACUCUUGCUCUAUUAUUCGCACUUGGAUCAGUCAUUGUUUAUGGUUUCAUUUAUCAAAGACACAAUAUGAAGUGGCCAUGGGAAUAUGCUCAUGUGGCUUUUAUUGAACCUGCAACCAUUCCAUUAUUUAUUGGAAGCGCCAUGUUCUUAUUUUGUACUCAUACCAUGAUGUUGUCUGUUGAACAAUCCAUGAAAAAGAGAAAGGCCUAUUACUGGACUCUUAAUUUAUCAUUUAUAUUUAUUGUCAUUAUUAACUUGGCUUUUGGAUUGUUGGUCUUUGAAUUCUUCCCUUAUAAUAUCCAACAAAGUGCUACUGCAAAUUUACCACAAGAUUCCAUUUUUGUUUAUAUCAUUCAAUCAUGCCUUUGUUUGGAAUUAAUUUUAACUUAUACUGUUGUUCUCAUGCCUGUUGGAGAAAUCUUUGACGAAAAAGUUCUACAAAAAUUGUUAGACAAAAUCAAAAGAUUUGUCACAUCCACACGACUAUCUUCUGUUCUCUAUUAUUUAACAAGUGGAAUAUUCCGAUCCAUCAUUGUGUUAUUAACUGUUGGUUUAGCUGAAAUAUUUGGAGACAAGUUUGGAAUUGUCAUGUCUUUCAUUGGCGCUCUUUCUCCUAAUCCUCUUGCAUUUGUCUUGCCUCCUCUUUUUUAUCUCAUUAUUAUGAGAAAAACUAUUUCACUUUUCACAUUUAUUUUGAAUGUUUUCAUUAUGGUAUUUGGAAUUUUAACAAUGGCUUGGAACACUUAUUCGAGUGUCAUGGCCAUCCUUAAUCCUUAA